Molecule: messenger RNA, 5353 nt
Organism: Xiphias gladius (swordfish)
Lineage: Eukaryota; Metazoa; Chordata; Actinopteri; Istiophoriformes; Xiphiidae
Gene: map4k2
Product: mitogen-activated protein kinase kinase kinase kinase 2
Exons: 32
Coding region: 251-2872 (873 amino acids)
Biological process (GO): protein phosphorylation
Molecular function (GO): MAP kinase kinase kinase kinase activity; ATP binding
Source: RefSeq, a predicted model, not a curated record
CGCACAGACCUUUGUAGUGUGUCAGUGAUCGCGGAGUUGUGUGUCGGUGUCAGUCCUGUCAGUGAAUAGCCCUGUGUGUCUGCCUGUCUGAUCGAUACACCAGCAAUUAGUCAGCUCCAAUUAGGUCCCAUUAACCCGCCAAUCAGAGUGUGUUCAUCUGCUGCUGCUGCUUUCUCCUCCGACAACAGCUGGGAUGCGUGAGUAGAAAGCCCGCCAGGCUCAUCUACAGCACCCAGAGGUGUCUCCAAACAUGGACAGGAUAGGGGUGUCAUUCCUGGACCCUUUGGAUGACUACGAGUUAAUUCACCGGAUUGGGUGCGGCACCUAUGGAGAUGUGUUCAAGGCUCGUAACAUCAGGACUUCAGAACUGGCAGCUAUCAAGAUUGUCAAGCUGGACCCUGGUGAUGACAUCACAUCCAUCCAGCAGGAGAUUACGAUGAUGAAGGAGUGCAAGCACAAAAACAUUGUGGCGUACUUCGGCAGCUACCACAGGAACACCAAACUGUGGAUCUGCAUGGAGUACUGUGGUGGAGGGUCACUUCAGGAUAUUUACCAUGUGACGGGCCCAUUAAGGGAGAAACAGAUAGCUUAUGUGUGCAGAGAAACACUCCAGGGUUUGUAUCACCUGCAUGAAACAGGCAAAAUGCAUAGAGACAUAAAGGGAGCCAACAUCCUUUUGACAGAGAGAGGAGAUGUCAAGCUGGCUGAUUUUGGAGUGGCGGCAGAGAUCAGUGCCUCGGUGGCCAAAAGGAAGUCUUUUAUAGGAACUCCCUACUGGAUGGCUCCAGAGGUGGCUGCAGUGGAAAAAAAGGGUGGGUACAACCACCUGUGUGAUAUCUGGGCCGUCGGCAUUACUGCCAUUGAGCUGGCUGAGCUCCAACCGCCCAUGUUUGACCUCCACCCAAUGCGAGCACUGAUGUUGAUGUCCAAGAGCAGUUUCCAGCCUCCAAAACUUAAGGAUAAAUCCAAGUGGUCUGCAGGUUUCCAAAGCUUUGUGAAGAUGGCUCUCAUUAAAAAUCCUCGUAAAAGGCCCUCAGCUGAGACACUGCUGCAGCAUCCGUUUGUGACACAGCUACUUACCCGUAACCUGGUCAUUGAGCUUCUGGACAUGGCCAACAACCCUGAGCUCCACUCUACCCACACACACAGCUUGGACGACAAUGAACUGGAGGUUGGAGAAAUGGCUCCUGACAAGAUUCAGUCAGCAGGGAAACACCUGCCUGCAGAAAGGACCCUGUCUGAAGAGCAAUUUGACCAAGUGAAGUUUGGACCCCCACUGAGAAAGGUCACAGAGCCUUAUCCUGAUUUGCAGGGCUGUUAUGAUGAUGACUGGAGUCUGUCUGGAGAUGAAGACAACUCACCGAGCCUGUUGGAAUGUGUGGAGCAAGCUCUGCAGCUGAGGAGUUUAACCAUUAGGAGAGCGCCAUCUUCUGAUGGAGGAAAGAAAAGUGGUCUGUUCGGUCCAUCUACAGCCUCCCUGCCAGCCUUCAGCUCUUUAACUCCCAGCACAGAGGACAGAGACCCGACGCUGAGACCGAGCUGUACGUUGGGCCCUGACACCGCCAUCACUGCUGACUCCAACUCCACUACAGUCUUAGCCAGGUGCUCAGCCACACAGGACAUAAGACAGCGCUGCAGUCAUCCAUGUUUGCCUGCGGGGGAAGCUGUAACAGCAGAGAAGAGGAAGGUUACCACUGUUUCGUCUCCAAAAAGAGAGACACCACUAUCGCCUGAAUGGAGCACACUAAGGAAAAAGACUGAAGACUCUAGGGCUGAUUGUCAUGGACUUCCUCCUACCCCUCAAGUCCAUAUGGGAGCCUGCUUUUCCAAAGUCUUCAAUGGUUGUCCUCUUAAAAUCCAUUGUGCUGUCACCUGGAUUUUACCCAAGACAAGAGAUCAAUACCUUAUCCUUGGGGCAGAGGAAGGCAUCUACACACUGAACCUUAAUGAACUUCAUGAAGAUACACUAGAGAAGCUACUCCCUCAACGAUGCACGUGGCUGUAUGUUAUGAACAAUGUGCUGAUGUCUGUAUCAGGGAAGUCGUCCCAGCUUUAUUCCCACAGUCUGACGGCUCUGUUUGAACAGAGAGGACAUCUGCAGAAGAAGCAUGGCAGUCUGUCCCUCAGCACCAACCGCUUCACUGAGAGGAUCAGCCCCAGAAAGUUUGCCAUAUCUGUGAAGAUUCCCGACACUAAAGGCUGUAGGACAUGUAGUGUAGCAAGAAACCCAUACACAGACAGCACAUUUCUAUGUGGGGCGGUUCCAUCUGGCCUGGUUCUACUACUGUGGUAUGAGCCUCUCCAGAAGUUCAUGCAUCUAAAGCAUAUAUCAAUAAAGCUACCAGACUCUCUGCCAAUAUUUGAGCUCCUGAUGUUGGUGACAGAUGAAUUUCCCCAGCUGUGUGUUGGGGUGAGAGACUGUAGUAACGGGAAACCCCCAACCAGUCAACAGCUCAAGUUUGAUAUUAUAGAGCUGAACGGCACCCCUGUUUCAGUACCAGAUAGUGGAGCACUUAGGGCAGUACAGGUGACCCAACUGGACAGAGACACUGUCCUCAUCGCAGUAGACAAAACUGUUAAGAUUGUGAAUCUGCGAGGGCUUCCAUCCAAAGAGCUGGCUGCUGAAAUGGUCUUUGACUUCCCCAUUGAAACACUAGUCUGCUUACAGGAUAGUGUGCUGGCUUUCUGGAAGCAUGGCCUUAAAGGGAAGAGUUUUCAUUCAAAUGAGAUAACGCAAGAAAUUACAGAUGAGAGUCGAGUAUUCAGAGUUUUGGGAACAAACAGGGACAUCAUCCUUCAGAGCACACCGACAGAUGAACCCUCAGCACUGAGCAACCUGUAUAUCCUGACUGGACAUGAAAGCAGCUACUGAGAGAAAAUGGGUCAUCUUCUUCAAAAAUCACACUGAAGAAAAAUGCACAUCUCUUCUAUAACCCUGUGGUAGACACGAUGUCCUCCUUGACUGAAGCUGUAGCAGACACCAGCACCAACUGAUCCCACCAACUCCCUGCUGUGAAUGACAAAUGUCAGCAUGGGAUUCAGUUUCACACUCAAGACUCAUUCAGACUGUAUUUUGUUGGAAACGGACUUAGAGACUUGUCAGCAUGCUAUGCGAGAUUCUAAUUCUUAGGUGUGCUUAUUGAAGUUGCAAAAGCCAAGAUUUUUAUAUAAAAAAGUUCAUCCUCCAGCCUAAAUAACAGUGCAACUAUUACAGAGAAGACAUUUCCAUUCCUGCUAAGUGAGAUGCCAUAGAUCUACUGCUGUCAGUAUGGACCAUAGACUGUAGAAACACAUGGACAUAACAUCUGUGAUAUGACACAUAAUCUUCUGAACUGAUGUUUUAAAGCUUUAGUUUGAGUUUACUGUUUGCUGUCGUCUUUGUCAGCUACUGGAACCAGAAUAUUUGGUCAAAUGGGAGGACACUUGAGAGGAACUGAGGAAGGAUGAUCAAGUUUCAAAAAUCACAGCUGAGUUUGAUAGGCUCCUGUCAAUCAAACACAUGAAUAAACCUUAAUAUUCUUAAUAAUAAACAAACAGGGAUUGACAUAACUGCUACAGACACACACAGUAGAGGAUGUGAUAGAAUUUAUGAGUUUUUCAAGGGAUCUCUGUGGAGUCUGAGACUUUUUAGAGCACCUAGUGACAAUUGGUGGUACUGCAGCUUAAAGCAUUUGGACUUCGGUUUCACUACUCAGCCACAGGGUUUGCCUUUUUUGGGUAUAAUUUUUUCCCCACACUGUAAUGCUGCUCUCAUGCCCUGUUGGAGUUACUUUAAUUGCAAGUUUCAUUCUUAUAAAUACUGUUCAAGUCAACAUCCACAUCAUAAUUACAACUGGGAAACUCAGAUCUUCCUGAGAGCACUGAAUAUGUCUAUGUUGGCGCUUAAUGAUACGGAAGACAAAGUUUGUCAGUCAAGGUAAUUAAACCCAGACUUGGAUGGAUAUAGGGCUAUAUUGUCAAUACACAGUAUCUUUACUCCUCACACAACCAAAUCUGCAAUCAUACAACUAUCCUGAGUUGUCUAAUGAUGUGAACCUGACUUGGUCUUUACGACUACUGUUUGGUGUAUUGAUUAAAGAAAUAAUCCAUCAAAAACCUGUGUUGAAAGUAUCAAGAAUUCACCACUGAUGAUUUGAAAAGUGGCUAUGAAAAAUUUGUUACAGGGAGUACAGCAGUUGUCGUCUAUGUGUAAUGUAACAUUAGCAUUCAAAAUAAACAUCGGAAAGUCACAUUAGCAUAAUCCCAACCUCUGUGUGUCCCACUGAUCCAAUUUUAAAAAACUGUAGGGAAAUAAUGAAUGCUUAAGUCUCAAACUGAGCCAAUUUUCAAUCCCACUUCAUGGUUUCACUUAGCAUUCAGCACUCAGUGUAAUUUCACAGAAGGCUUCUUUCACUUUUCUCUCAGAAAGCCUGAAACUGAAAAUUCAUCAAUCACAGUUAGCAUGAGGCUUUUACUGGGAUAAUGUAUGUAGUUGUAUGCUAACUCAAGAACUGACGAGGUGUUUAAAUUUGACUUCCCAGUACAGGACUAGAUACUCUUAAAAAUAGGGAUAGAAACACCCAGUAUCAUGUUUUGGGUUUGUAGAAAGAAAAAUAAAAGAAACCUUCAACAAGAAAAUACAUUAUCUAGAUGAAGUUAGCUUAAAAAGGUAGCAGAAUGUUACCUGGAAUGUUAAAAAGAGUGUUUGUAACCAAAUGAACUUUUCAAAUGUAUUUAUUUUAUCUAAGACCAUGUAAUUCUGAAAAUCACAUUUAAAUGUAUUUUGACAAUUGUGAAUGUGCUAGUUUAGCAGCAUUUACAUUAUGUGCCACCAUUUUGAUUCAUGGUCAUUCCACUGCAGUCAAGUUACCCAUGGGUGUCAAACACAGCUUUAAUGUGUGACUCCUCCAUCACUUUUAAUAAUUCAACUUCAAAUAGGCUAAAUGUACAUUUAUUUACAUGGGGUGCCAUAUAACCUGAAUGAAAACUAUUGUACUUAUGCUUGUUUGAAAAACAAAUGUAAAUUCCACUACAUUAGUUUUAUGUGUAAUUAUAUUUAUGUUAUUUAUGGAAAGGAAACUGUAUAAGUAACACUCACCUUUCUCUGCAAGAUACUUGAAAGGCAUAAUAUGCAUAUGGGUUUUUCUUUUUAAAGAUGUUUUUACUGUAUAACUGUGUAUAAAAUUAUCUAUACAACAAUACAGUAUGCUUUUACAGUAUGGAGGGAUUGUAAUAUGCAAAAUAAAGAUUUUAAUAUCCUUUAAAGCUAAAGCAGAUUUAGAUGCGGUAGCUUCAGAAAGUAUUCAGACCCCUUCACUUUAUUGUGUUGUAGAUUUAGUUUUAAAUUGAUAAAAUUGCCAUUUUGCCCAUCAAU